AAAAGGGCAUGUUUGGAAAAGGUUGUGACAUACCAGAACAAUUGUUGGAUUUGUUAAUAUGGAGCAAACGGCAGCUGUAAAGCGACUCUAUGUUGGAGGACUUGGCCAUACGAUCUCAGAAGAGGAACUGCAGGAAAGAUUUGGCAAGUUUGGAAAAGUUACAGGAAUAGAAAUUGUGACUCGAAAAGAUGAACGAGGGAAUCCUACAAAAACCUUUGCAUAUAUUAAUGUCUCACUUUCAGAGAAAGAACUUAAAAAGUGUAUAUCCGUUUUGAAUAAGACAAAGUGGAAAGGUGGGAUACUACAAAUAGAAUUAGCCAAAGAGAGCUUUUUACACAGACUGUCUCGGGAGCGUCAAGAAGCAAGCUUAAAAAAGGAACAGCUAGCUAAUAAUGGCACAAUAGAUGUUGUAGAAUCUAUGAAAAAAUCUGGAGUUGUGGAUUUUCAUGUGAAAGCGGUACCAGGAACAGAAGUACCAGAUCAUAAGGACUGGGUUGUUAGUAAAUUUGGUCGAGUUUUACCGAUCCUCCACCUCAAAAAUCAACACAAAAACAAGAUCAUUAAGUAUGACCCUUCAAAAUAUUGCCACAAUCUUAAAAAACUGGAUCAAGAUCUUACUGAGCCCGUUCCCAUUUCCCAGCUCACUUGGCAUUUAGAAGAAGAGGGUGAUGGCAGCAUCAGUAAGAAACGACAAGGACACUUUCCUGUGACAAAGAAUCUGCCUAAAAAGAAAGUGAGAGUACAAGACCACAGCAGUUUAAGCAGGACAGAAUUGAAUUCAUGUGGCCAGUUUUCAUUGGGAGCAACAAACACCAUCCCAACAAAAUUGCAGCAAAGCCACACACCAAUCAGCAGAAAGCAGGAUAAGGUGCACUCUGAUGGUCAAAGGCCUGGGGCUAAUUUAACAUCUUGCAAGAAAAUAAACGGCCUGUCUGAAAGCGAUGUGGAUUCUGAAGAAGAAAUCAGAGCACUAGCAGCAAGGGAAAGGAACGUAAACGUAGUGAGCCCUAACGUUGAACAGGAAGAUAGCAUGGAAAUUGUUGGAGGCAACUUUGAGUUGAAAUAUAGCACUCACUGGUCUUUACAGAGAGCACACGGUGCCAAUGGUGUACUAAGGACCACUGAAAACAAAACUGACUAUGAUUCAGCUGACACAGAUGAAAUUAUAGCUGUGACUAAAACACCAAAAGGAAAGGAGAAAAAUGGAACUGUCAAGGAAGCUAAGACAGAUAGAGGGGGAAAGGAUGUGGGGCCAAGUUCUCAGUCAUCUGACUUAAACGGUGCAAGGUCAGGGAAACGAAAGGGAGGGGAAAGGGCCGUGUCCAAAAGGAGAGCAGAUUACAAGGCAGCUCCUAAACGGAAGAGCAGCACCGGUCGUGAGAGGUCUGAGGACAAUAAAAGUUCUGAUUCUUGUUUUGAUACCAGUGAGUCUGAAGGGGAUGAAAAUUAUGAGACUAUGAUGCAAAACUGUUAUCGACUAGAGAUCACAUUAGAGGACUUGGAAAGACUGGCCAGCAAAAACACUGAGAGUACAGAUCCAGAUCCUGAGAGCAACCCAAGUGGCGCUCAGGAUGAAGCCAGUGUAUUGCCGGUUAAUAACACCAGCAGCGUUCCAAAGACACCCGCAGUUACUCGUGUUGCAAAAAAAGGCAUCUGCCCGGAAGAAAUCAUUUCUUCCCUUUUAGAGGAAGAUUCUGAUGAGGAGACUCCAAAGAGGAAAAGGACAGCUUUCGAAAUUCAGCCUUUCAGAGGAAUUGGGUCACUUUGUGGCGAGCUGACAAAAGGUGAGCUCGGCAUACAAAAAAGUACAGAGAAGGAGGCUUCUUCCGAUCACACUGAUCUGGAAGCCUUUAGAAGGGCUUCAGACCCCUGGCGCUCAGGCGCAUCGGAGAAAAAGCAGGCUUUCAAAUCACUUUCAGUGAAAGAAAUUGACUCCCACAAAGGGAGUUCUACCGGAAGCUCAGGUGAGGGUUCUGGCUGCCACACAUCAAAGGAAGGAGACAGUAAGGUGGAAAGCACCGGUGCCAGCGUGGCUUCUCAAAAUGAGCCCUUGAAAAACCCCAAAUCUUUUCCCAAGAGCACAAAGUUAGAUGGCAGCGUUAAAGGUCAAGUGCAGAGCAACAACUCAAGGAGCUCUUGCGAAAGAGAAGAGGCCUCUUUGGAUUCUGCCAGAGCUACACACAAGCAGAAUAUGGAGGAGAAGCAACUGCAGGAUAAUCAAAAAAGGUUGAUCGCUCUCCAGGAGAGGCAAAAAGAACGAGAACAGCAGAAAAAGCUCAUUCAGGGAGCUCUAACGAGUCUGGAAAUUCAGUCAAGAAAUAAACAGAAACACAUAGUAUUUGAUUCAGACAGUGAAAAUGAAGCUGGAGUACAAGAGGUUGCCAGAGAAGGAAGCUCUAAAAAUCUUGGGAAAGAAUUCACCACUAAGACCUCUGGAAAGUUGUUUGAGAGCAGUGAGGAUGAAUCAAAUACUGAGAAUGAAGACGAUGACAGAUUCAGAAUCAAACCACAGUUUGAGGGUAAAUCUGGUGAAAAGCUUAUGCGUCUGCAGUCACAAUUUGGCACAGAUGAAAGGUUCCGUAUGGAUGCUCGCUUCCUUGAAAGUGACAGUGAACAAGAAGAAGAUGCAUCCAGGAAAUUGGAAGCAAAGGAAGAGGAAGAACUUGCUUUAGAAAAAAAGAAAAAUCUUGAGAUCUUGAAAAAUCUUGUGCAUAUUGGCGUAGAACCUCCAAAACCUAGCAAGCAGGCUGCAAGUGCCAGAAAAUUCAAAGAUAUGAAUGCCCUGCGCUAUGAUCCUACAAGGCAAGAUCAUGCAAUAUUUGAAAAAAAGCUAGAAACGUCUGAAAAGGAGAGUAAAGCUAAGAAGAAGAAGAGAGAGGAAGCUCAGAAAUUGCCUGAGGUGUCUAAAGAAAUAUUUUACGAUGUCUCUGUGGAUUUGAAAGAAGUAUUUGGAUCUACAAAACAUGAGGAGAAGACGGAAGUAUUGCCGUGGGAUAAGCGUGAUGAUGCGGAACAACAGAGCCCAGAUGGUAGAGAGGCAUUAAACUUUAGUGCUGGAAAUAACACACAGGAGGAAAGUGGCGGCUUCACAUUUUCCUUUUUUGGUGCUGAAGAGGAGAGACUGCCUGUGAAAGAAGAACCCUACACAACUGAAACAAUAAAGCCUGCAAGAGUUGCAUGGCAAGAAGAUCCACGGUUUCAGGACAGUAGUUCAGAGGAAGAGGAGGAGGAUGAACCAGAAAUAGUUCAAAGUGAAGAUGCUAAAGAAACGUCACCAGUUCAACCACGGUCCAGUGUUAGAUUUUUCUUCUUCUCCCAAGAUGAUGAUAGAUUGAAAGAGGGCCCAAAACUCUUCUGUAAAUCCUCAGACCUCGAUGAAGACAGAGAUGAUUGGGAAACCAGGCGCCAAAUGUUACUUGAGGAUUGUCGAAAGAAACAUAAAGAUGCAAGAAGGAAAGUUAAAGCAAAAUAAUGAAUCCAGUAAUUCUGCCAAGAAUCAAUAAUUGAAAAUGGUGGGCAUCCUUCCAUUCUACGUGGCAAGAAAUGCGUCUGUAGAUGAUUUGAUGCUGAACAUACACAACUCUGUGAAAUGAGAAGAGGUUUGUGACUUGCAAAGAUUUUAAUACUUCCUCCUUUGGACAGCAUGGAUGCCUGCAUUGUAUAUUACGGACAUCUUAAAUUUUAAAAGAGCAUGCAUUUAUAGUUUGAAGAAAAAAUCUUUAAGCUAGAAAGAAAUCUGUUAUAUUAAGCCCUAUCUUUGUGUACUUGUAGGUAUGUGGAACAAAUUUUGAUAUACAGCUGGAUAAAACAAUGUUUAUGUAUACAAUUGUACAGAUCAUUUCGUCUACCAUAUGUAUUUGUUUCAAACUGUUAUUUCUUGAUGCUUUUUUCUUACAUUGAAUUAAUUUCUAUGUCUUGAAAAACAGUCCGAACUUCUAUGUCAUUACAGUCAUAUUAUUUAACAAGAAGCAGGGCUUACCAAACUCAGUAGGGUUUGUAAUAAAUAUAUCUCAGAUGGAACUGCUUGGUGACAGUACAAAGCCAUUAAAACAAGCAUUUUCCUUGAUUCAGUCGGGAUGUGCAUUACAAUUUUAGAUGGAAUUCAGUUGUGGGUGUACAGGUAGCAAGUGAGGCUAAAUUCUUUAUUGCCUUGGGUGGUUUGACUAGUUUUAGAUGUUAAAAUUUCAGUUUCUAUUGUAAAAUAAAACUGUACAUUGUUUUUAUGAUGAAAAGAAAAAUCAACUAACAUCAAAUAUGUUAAUGACUGAAGACUUUAAAAAUGCAAAUAGAUGAUUUUGUAUUUUCUAUAA
Pogona vitticeps (central bearded dragon) is the source of this 4310-nucleotide messenger RNA. The record is from RefSeq and is a predicted model, not a curated record. NCBI's taxonomy places the organism in Eukaryota, Metazoa, Chordata, Lepidosauria, Squamata, Agamidae.